Messenger RNA from Colletotrichum destructivum, 749 nucleotides. RefSeq lists its product as uncharacterized. Bases 83 to 421 code for a protein of 112 amino acids. Lineage: Eukaryota; Fungi; Ascomycota; Sordariomycetes; Glomerellales; Glomerellaceae. The transcript has a single exon. The record is from RefSeq and is a predicted model, not a curated record.
UCGCAGACUCGCAUAUAGUCCACUCAAUGCGGGCCUUUAAAAGUCGGUGUAGAAACGAGCCACUUCGAGCCUACGGAAGCCCAUGCUUGCCGCCCAACAAAUCAGUUUCUCUGCUAUUUUCGUUACUUUUUUCUUUUCCUCCUCCGACCGGCCCAUACAUACUUUGCCCAGGAAAGCCCUCGUCGACACUAUGACGAAGCCCUGGAGCUUCUGCCCCCAAACAUGGAUCGUCGUAGACCACCUAGCUUGUGGGAAGUGGGAAGAUGCAAGUCACCUCGAGACCCUCACCAGCCCACCAGCAAUGGUACGAGAUGCAGCACCGACAAGCCUACCUGACUACAAAGUACUCACUGUGUGCUUCUGCGCCCAAACCGCGGGGCAGACCACGUAUGUACGUCUUCGAUUAGCCCUUCCAUUUUAGAGUUGUGCUGAGAAUGAGGCUACGAAGCUGGGAAGUUGGGUCCCUCGGGGCCGUCAAGUCAUGCCAAAUGUACCCCUCCUCAACUCUCGCGCACUGCAGCGACUGCAUGGAGGCUCUAACGGCUAAAUGCGACCCGGAGCCCUAAGACACAUACACACAUAUAUAUACUUGCCAUUGUUAUGGGAGAAAUUGACAUGCAUUGGCACACUGUGAUGCUGCAACCUGCAAAGCAUUGUUCCUUGUACGGCUCAGAGUCCCGAGAGCUAGUCGAAGAGGCGCUGUCUUCACGAGCGGCGGUUGUUUCGCGCGCUACCCACCCGACCCGAUC